AUGGCUGCGAUGGCGUCCCCAUUUACCUUUCUUAUGGUCUUAUCGACCCCAAGUACUCUAUUCCGGCAUUGGACUCUGGUCCUCUCCGUGGUUACACUUCUCUAUAGUAGCUUUCUUGGACCACUGCCAGUUGUGGGAGAACCAGCUCUGAUAUUGCAUUCUAUGCCAAACCAUUUUCCUAUCGGCCCCAUUUCUAAUGAAACUGCCGCUAUCAAGACCUUGGAUGAUCCUACUUUUGUAGACAAUCCUCUUGUUACCAUACCGUUGCCAAAUCUUCCGAAUAUUGAAAAAUCUACUGCGCUUCUGACAAUUGCAUCUCAGAAUGAUUCCAGAUUUGAAUCAUUUUUGCUUCGAAUAACAAGUGAAAGUGGGGAAAAAUAUCGCAACCUAAUGGAAGUUAUAAUCUUCGCAUUUUUGGGAGUAACUGUUACCAAUCUCUGUGCGGUAACAGGUUUUAUUUGCAUCCCCAUCCAACGUUCAAAGUAUUUCAACAGUUUUAUUAACUUUAUGUUGGCACUGGCAGUUAGCGCCCUCUUUUCUACAGCUAUUCUGGUUCUACUUCCAGAGGCAAUGCGAAUGGCAGAUAUGCCUCUGGAAUUUGGUGGUCAGGGUCAUUCCUAUCUCCUGAAAUUAAGUUGUGUUCCUACUAGUCUUCUUAUCUUUUUCUGCAUCGAAUACAUCCUCCUCAUUUUGCCUCGAUUGUCAAAGCUGCACAUAUCCUCAAAUAACAGGUCCGAUACUUCUCAAGAGUCCACAGUCAGCCUCGAGAAUCCCGUGUUUUUGGGAAGCGGCGAUUCAGUGGAAUCUCAAUCAACCACAUAUUCUACGCAACCCAGUUCGAGCUGUAUGGACUUCACUGUCAAGAGUUUAGUCAAAAUCGCUCCGAUGGCUUGGAUGGUUCUUCUGGGUGACUCCAUCCACAACUUUAUGGAUGGAAUGGCCAUCGCUGUGGGUUUCACUGAAAGUCCCACCGUCGGUAUUGCCAUCUGCUUGUGCAUCCUCUUCGAAGAGCUUCCUCAUGAACUUGGUGACUUUGCUGUCCUCAUCGCUUCCGGUUUCUCUAUUAAAUCGGCUCUCUGUGCUAACUUUACUUCUGCCUGCACUGCCUAUCUAGGACUUACCAUUGGUCUAAUAAUUGGUGAGAUGUCUUCUGGUGCCCUGUAUGUUUUUGCAGCGACCUCUGGCGUCUUUCUGUACAUCAGUCUUUCGGACAUGUUGCCCUCUAUUCGUGAGACGCUGAAAGAGGCAGAAAAGAAGUCUGGGUCAUCUUUAAGACUGUUCGUGAUUCAAAUUUCUGGUUUAAUCGCCGGCUACGCGUGUGUCCUUGGAGGUCCCGUUUCCGCUACUGAUUUUCAAACCUUCCAGAGUGUCGAGUUCUCUCUCGGUCCCUCCUAA
Echinococcus granulosus is the source of this 1395-nucleotide messenger RNA. RefSeq names its product Zinc transporter ZIP14. Lineage: Eukaryota; Metazoa; Platyhelminthes; Cestoda; Cyclophyllidea; Taeniidae. The transcript has 10 exons. The coding region runs from base 1 to 1395 and encodes 464 amino acids. Gene Ontology annotation, molecular function: zinc ion transmembrane transporter activity. The record is from RefSeq and is a predicted model, not a curated record. Gene Ontology annotation, cellular component: membrane. Gene Ontology annotation, biological process: zinc ion import across plasma membrane; intracellular zinc ion homeostasis.